Molecule: messenger RNA, 695 nt
Organism: Marmota flaviventris (yellow-bellied marmot)
Lineage: Eukaryota; Metazoa; Chordata; Mammalia; Rodentia; Sciuridae
Gene: Cav3
Product: caveolin 3
Biological process (GO): regulation of membrane potential; regulation of cytosolic calcium ion concentration; caveola assembly
Cellular component (GO): caveola; focal adhesion; sarcolemma
Molecular function (GO): transmembrane transporter binding; molecular adaptor activity
Source: RefSeq, a predicted model, not a curated record
GCUCCAAGUGCUCUCAACGCCACCGGCCACACGGCUCCGAUCUCUUCCCGAGGGUCCCCCAGCUUCACCAUGAUGACCGAAGAGCACACGGACCUCGAAGCCCAGAUUAUCAAGGACAUUCACUGCAAGGAGAUCGACCUUGUGAACCGAGACCCCAAAAACAUUAAUGAGGACAUAGUCAAGGUGGAUUUUGAAGAUGUGAUUGCAGAACCCGUGGGCACCUACAGCUUCGAUGGCGUGUGGAAGGUGAGCUACACCACCUUCACUGUCUCUAAGUACUGGUGUUACCGCCUGCUGUCCACGCUGCUCGGCGUCCCACUGGCCCUGCUCUGGGGCUUCCUGUUCGCCUGCAUCUCCUUCUGCCACAUCUGGGCGGUGGUGCCAUGCAUUAAGAGCUACCUGAUUGAGAUCCAGUGCAUCAGCCACAUCUACUCUCUCUGUAUUCGUACCUUCUGCAACCCAGUCUUCGCUGCCCUGGGCCAGAUCUGCAGCAACAUCAAGGUGGUGCUGCGGAAGGAAAUCUAAAGCCAAAUGGGGCAACAGGGCUGGUGGGGCAGGGAGAGUCAGGCCAGGCUGGCUCCCCAGGUGCUGCUCCAUGGGAGGUGCUGGAGAGCUCUUUUUCUUUAGGGACUGCUCAAUUCCCCCCCAAGAUGGGAGCACACAGUAUAGGGAAGCCAGAAAGAAAAGAGCCCAGC